AUGCUAGACAACAAGCACAUUGCGGAGAAACGUCUUUCACAAGUCACGAGGCGUCUAACCAAGUCACAAGGGUUAAUGGCGAGAUACGACGCAGCCAUACGUGAAUAUCUUGUCUCUGGAGUAGCAGAAAAGGUUACCCAGGAAAUGGAUCAGGCCCAAAAUGCAGCACACAUAUACUACAUGCCGCAUCACGCAGUCAUCAGGGAGGAUCGAAUAACUACAAAGAUGAGGAUCGUCUUCGACGCAUCCUCUCAUGAAGCUGGCACCAGCUCGCUCAAUGAUAAUCUGAACGCGGGCCCCAACCUAAAUCCGGAUAUCAUGCCACUACUUAUGAACUUCCGCCUUUAUCCAGUAGCCUUGGUAUCGGAUGUACAGAAGGCAUUCCUACAGAUCGCCAUACACGAGGAUGACAGAGACGCGCUUAGGUUGCUGUGGUACAGCACCACGCCGGUAGACGGCCAGCUAGUGCCUAACGUUGAAACGUGGCGCAUGACUAGGGUGACUUUCGGCACGGCCCCUAGCACGUUCCUCCUGGCAGCCACGUUACAGCACCAUAUCCAGCGGCACGCCAGUGAGCAUCCGAGACUAGCAAGGAUACUUGAAAAUUCCAUUUACGUGGACGACGUCAUUUUUGGUGCGGCGAACGAGGAGGAGGCAGAGGAGAUGUACACCGAAACCUUACAGCUGUUUGGAAAGGCUUCCAUGAAGCUCCAAAAAUGGGGUUCGAACAGUUAUGCGAUGCGCGAGAAGUUUAAGUCAGAACCGGAUGCUGUUUUGAUUGGAAACACAACGAAAGUACUUGGCAUUCCUUGGAACCAGGAGCAGGAUACGCUGUCUCUACCACUUGACUUCCACCGCACAUCAGGAGAGUACAACGGCAUGACCACGAAACGACAGGUGCUGCGCUCUGUGGCACAAAUAUAUGACCCAUUGGGCUUCAUCCUUCCGUACACCGUCACCGGAAAGAUGCUCCUACAGGAAAUCUGGAAGCACGGGUUGGAGUGGGAUGCUCCGCUACCAGAUGAUAUCGCUCGUAAAUGGGGCGCUUGGCACAACGAGCUCCAGGAUCUCAAAGACAUUGAAAUACCACGUUGUUACUUACCGGACAUGAGCACUGAGAUCCAGCCACAGCUACACUUUUUCUCUGAUGCUAGCCCCGGCGCGUACGGUACCGUUGUUUAUCUACGUCUCGGCGGCUGCGCGGACGGAUACAAAACACAACUGAUCGCAGCAAGAUCAAGAAUAGCACCAGUGAAGGAGGUUACUCUAGCUCGUAUGGAACUACUUGGUGCGCUGAUGUCAGCUCGUCUCGCCAGCUACUUGCGGGACAAUUUCAAGCUCACCACCUCAGAUUUCUUUUGGACAGAUUCAAUGAUUGCUUUGCAAUGGAUACGAGGGGACGCAAACCGCUGGCCGCAGUUUGUGCGCAACAGGGUCACAGAAAUUCAACAGAAGGUAGAGAAAGAUCGAUGGAGAUACGUGGGAACAGAAGCAAAUCCAGCCGACUUGUUGACGCGAGGAACAAGUCCCAAGAAAUUGCUUCAGUCCAAGCUGUGGUGGAAAGGACCAUCAUGGCUGGCGCAAUCUGAUGACAAAUGGCCAUCUCCUGAAGUCAAUGAGAUGACACGCACUCACGUUCAUAAAGAGCAGGUUGUGCUCCAAACCAUCGCACCAUCGUGCUCGGAUCCAGUGAUGGAUCUGGGACGAUUCAGCAAUGUCAAUAACCUCCAUCGUGUAACAGCGUGGAUAAUUCGAUUCACCAAGAACUCCAGAGGAAUAGGUCGGAUCAACGGUCCCUUAAGCGCUAGUGAGAUUCAACAGGCCGAACGCUACUGGGUAAGGCAAGAACAAGAAUCUGCAUUCGCGGACGAAAUCAGCGCACUCGGAAGCAACAAUGCACUUAAGCGAACAUCGAAGUUGAAAGAUCUAAGGCCAUUUAUUGACGACGACGGCAUCCUCAGGCUUGGAGGACGAAUGGGUGGUAGUCGUCAAACAUUUUCGGAAUGUCAUCCAAUCAUACUGCCAACUCACUCGCAUUAUGCUCGCCUUUUAAUUUUACAGUCCCAUCGACAAGUUUUCCACUGCGGAGUGCGUGACACUUUAGUGCAGCUACGCGAAAGGUUCUGGAUACUCCGAGCACGCCAACAAGUCAAGCGAAUACUACGAGGUUGCGUGACAUGCAGAAGAAACGACGCAAGGCAUCUGACACAACCUGAUGGCCAACUUCCACCUGACAGAGUGACGAUGAGUCAUCCCUUCGAGGUCACCGGCAUCGAUUUUGCGGGACCAGUAAUGUUGAAGCGAAGGAGGAACUACCACAAGGGCUACAUUGUCCUCUUCACUUGUGCCGUCACAAGGGCUGUGCACCUAGAGCUGUGCGAGGACAUGUCGGCGAUCAAGUUCUUGCAAGCCUUCCGAAGAUUUACAGCUCGUAGGGGAAUCUGCCAAACCAUCUACUCGGACAAUGCCUUGACGUUCAAAAAGGUCGCAAGAGAAAUUCGGGACAUACAGAGGAUCUUAACGGACCCACUGGUGCAGGACUAUUCUUCACGUAACGGAAUCCGCUGGAAAUUCAUACCGGAGCGCGCACCAUGGUGGGGUGGCUUUUAUGAAAGACUGAUAAGAUCCGUAAAAUCAGCAUUGAGGAAAACCCUGUCCAGGAACGUCGUAGACUUCAUCGAAAUGCAAACUCUGCUGGCUGAGGUGGAGGCGAUGAUGAACUCAAGACCUAUAACCUUUGUUUACAACGAAAACUCCGAGCCGACACCACUCACUCCAGCAACCAUGAUAAUGGGAAGACGUCUACUCGCACCACCAUCGACGGAAUCCACCACAUCGCGGAACACAAUCCAUGACUCAUCGUCCACGAAGAUAAGGGAGACAUGGAAAAGACAGCUGCACUACCUCAAUACAGUAUGGAAUAGGUGGCAGCAAGAAUACCUCUCGGAACUACGUUCUGCAUACCACUCCAAAGGGACAAACGACUGCGACGUUCGAACCGGAGAUUUAGUUCUCGUCAAAGAGCCCAACUGUCCCAGGCUUCAAUGGAAAAUGGCCCUCGUUGAGAAAGUUUUCACAGGUUCAGAUGGACGAGUUAGGGUAUGUCUGAUUAGGACUCCUGGUAGAACGAUACUCAGGAGACCCGUCCAGCACCUCUACAAGCUCGAGUCACAAGAAAAAUAG
Messenger RNA from Ornithodoros turicata, 3183 nucleotides. RefSeq lists its product as uncharacterized. Lineage: Eukaryota; Metazoa; Arthropoda; Arachnida; Ixodida; Argasidae. Gene Ontology annotation, molecular function: nucleic acid binding. Gene Ontology annotation, biological process: DNA integration. Bases 1 to 3183 code for a protein of 1060 amino acids. The transcript has a single exon. The record is from RefSeq and is a predicted model, not a curated record.